Molecule: messenger RNA, 426 nt
Organism: Prunus armeniaca (apricot)
Lineage: Eukaryota; Viridiplantae; Streptophyta; Magnoliopsida; Rosales; Rosaceae
Source: the annotation of a GenBank genome assembly
AUGCCUUCUUACAUGGAGACUUGGAGGAAGAGGACUACAUGGAUUUACCACCAGGACAUAAUGCAACUCUUAACAAGAAAAAUCAGGAAGUAUGUGAUAAAUGUACUCACUAUAACAGGAAUGCUUAGAUGUAAGCUUGUUAACACACCUAUUGAGAUGAAUCACAAGCUGUGUGAAGAUAUGGACUGGGUGCCUACCAAUAAGGAACAAUACCAGCGCCUUGUUGGAAGGAAUGCAAUUGAUCGGAUCUUAAGAUACUUAAAGUCAGCCCCUGGAAAUGGACUAAUGUUCUCUAAGAAUGGAAAUCUUGUGGCUGUUGGAUAUACAGAUGCUAACUGGGCUGGUUACAUUACAAAUAUACAGUCUACAUCAAGUUACUUUACAUUCGUUGGAGGUAACCUUGUCACUUGGCGGAGUAAAAAAUAA